Molecule: messenger RNA, 2253 nt
Organism: Vicia villosa (hairy vetch)
Lineage: Eukaryota; Viridiplantae; Streptophyta; Magnoliopsida; Fabales; Fabaceae
Product: chaperone protein dnaJ 13
Exons: 13
Coding region: 166-1788 (540 amino acids)
Source: RefSeq, a predicted model, not a curated record
CAGACACUCACCCGGAUAAACCAUUCCACUAAUCCAUCUUUGAGAUUUCGUUUUGAUUCGAACAUUUGCUGACGUAAGCAAAUGUUCUUUCACCCUUAAACCCUCUCCAUUCACCAUUCUCUGCAAAACCCUAACCCCCACUCGAGCUCCAAAUUUUCCAUCGCAAUGGCGGAACUUAACGAAGAACAAGACAAGAGAGAACUCUACGCAGUUUUGAAUUUAUCCCCCGAAGCUUCCGAUGAAGAAAUUCGCAAAGCAUAUCGUCAAUGGGCGCAGCUCUAUCACCCCGAUAAGUUCCAAUCUCCUAACUUAAAAGAUGCUGCUACGGAGAAUUUCCAACGAGUGUGUGAAGCGUAUGAGAUUUUGUCAGAUCCAAUUAAAAGGCAAGUUUAUGAUAUCUAUGGUAUGGAAGGAUUGAAAUCUGGUUUGGAACUUGGUCCGAGUUUGGAGAAAGUUGAAGAGAUUAAAGCUGAAUUGGAUAGAAUGAAGAGAAUGAGGGAACUGGAAAAGAAAGCGGCGCGGAUUCAAUCUUCCGGGACGAUUAUGUCCAAUAUAUCUUUGCCACAGUAUCUAGUUGGUGAAGGCCUCUUCCAAGGAAUGGCAAUGACAAGUGAAAUUCAGUCUGAGUUGUCAAAACGAAGUGUUGCCGUGAUUGGCGGCAAUUUAGCAGUUGAUGGACAUGUAGGUGGUGGAGGUGCUAAUGCUGUAUUAAGUCAUCAACUUUCAGAAGCUUCGUCAAUAGACUUUAUGGCUUCAGCUGGUUUACGUUCGCUACUUGGGGUUCAGACAUCUCGGCAUAUAUCCUCACACUCAUCUGCAACAGCAGGCUUAACACUGUCUUUGAAAGAUGGUUCAUUGAAUCUUUCUAAUGCAUGGACCCGCCAACUGUCAGAUACAACAAACGGAAGUAUACAACUCUUGUUGGGAUCACAUUCAUCUGUAGCCGUAGGGUGGCAGAAAAAAGAUAAGAGAAGGACUGCUUCUGGAGAAGUGAAGUUUGGCACAGGUUCUUUUGAGACAUCGGUUCAUUAUACUCAUCGAUUUUCUUCUAAAUCUCAUGGCUGCAUUGCAGGAAGAGUUGGGAGUUCUUCCAUUGAGAUGGAAGUUGGUGGUGGAAGGAAGUUAUCAAAAUUCAGUACUGUGCGCUGGUUGUAUGUAAUUGGAAUUCAGGGUAUUUCCUGGAGAUUUGAACUCUAUCGUGGGGGUCAGAAGCUGGUUGUUCCUAUUUUGCUGACGGAUUAUUUGAAUCCUGUGUUUGCUACUGGAGCAUUUGUUAUUCCAGCAUCUUUUUACUUAGUUCUGAAGAAAUUUUUCAUUAAACCUUAUUACCUUAAAAGGAGUAAGCAGAAGGCUCUGGAGAAGGAGGGGAAAAGUUCUGCUCAGGUUCAAGAAGGAAGGGCUGCAGCGGAAAAAGCUCAGAAAUUACAACAAAAUGUGGCUAAUAGGAAAAGAAACAAGCAAUUAGAAAUGGAUGGACUGGUUAUUAUGAAAGCGCUAUAUGGAAGUGAUACAAUUCUAAACAACUUGGAUUCUUCAAAUGAAACCAGUUUUGAAUCUACUUCAGGAGUCAUCGAUGUUACAACGCCUCUAAACUUUCUAGUUAAUGAUUCCAGUCAACUUAAGCUUCACGAAGGUGUAAAGAAAUCAGGAAUCAUGGGUUUCUGUGAUCCCUGUCCAGGAGAGCACAAAAUGUUAUAUGUAGAAUAUUCUUAUGCCAGCAAUCAACACAGGGUCUUGGUUGAUGACUAUGAAGAAUUACUGAUACCCCAGGGCAUCCACAGGAUAUAAAGAAAUACUAGUAUACACAUCUCUAUCUUAGUUACCCCGUCCAGUUUUGCCUUGUUUGCGUGCUCGAGGUAAAACAUUUUGUACUGUUAGAUGGAAUUAAAAGAGAUACCUUCUACCAUAUUUGGGCCAGUGGUAUCCUCACUUUUAACUUAUUUUUGUUUUCCUCUUUUGUUACGCCCUGAAAAUGUAUGAAAUAAGGGUAUUUUAGGAUGUUAUUGUAGUAUUUUGUCAUGCUGUUGCACUCUGCCCUGUGUCAACAUUGCUGCCGCUGCUGGACCCCAAAUUUGGGGAUUGUUCCUUUUAUUGUGUGUUGGUUGUCCUUGCCCAACCAUAUAAGUUCACUCUUACCCAAUGGCUGUAAUUUUCACCUGGGUUUGUUGCUUUUAGUUGGUACAUCAGAAGUGACAAAACAUCAGAGGGAAUAAACAUUGAGUGCGGAAAUAUUUUUGCAUCUGUUCACUUUCU